Molecule: messenger RNA, 3183 nt
Organism: Anthostomella pinea
Lineage: Eukaryota; Fungi; Ascomycota; Sordariomycetes; Xylariales; Xylariaceae
Source: the annotation of a GenBank genome assembly
AUGGCAGUCGUACCGGAUGUCGAGCCGGGCCAAGUCCCACCUCGUUCGACGAAGCAACGAGCACAGGAUGAUCAAGUGAUGGCUACAAACAGCAGCAGCAUCGUGUCGAAGCGCAGUGUUGAACGCAUCUACUACCCUGAUGAGGCGCACUUCUUCCGCCAUUUCGUCAAAAAGUUCCAACGCCGUGCUCCUCUCAUCAACCGGGGCUACCAUCUUCGCCUGCACAUUAUAGACGUUGCUGUCCGCCGCUUCCUGGAGCAUCCUAGCGAAAAGUCCAAGGUGAUCGUGAACCUGGGGUGCGGGAGUGAUGUGCUCCCAUGGCAAUGCAUGACCAGAUACCCGCAGCUCAGCCGUGAUGUCAAGUUCGUGGACAUCGACUUUCCCGACUUGAUGAAGAGGAAACGCACCAUUAUCGAAGACACACCAGAACUCAACUCGCUGCUAACGGGUUUGAGAGACGACGUCGCCAACAAGAAUGUGUUGCUGCAGAGUGACCAGUACUUCCAGGUUGGCUGUGAUCUGCGUGAUCUCGCCGGUAUACAAAAGGCGAUGCUGACUUUCCUUGACACCCCCGCCUGCACCUUUAUGUUUGUGGCCGAAGUCUCCAUCACGUACAUGGAGACUGAAGGGGCCGACUCGGUCAUCCGAUGGGCCAGCACUCUCGGUCAAGCUGAAUUUUGCUUGCUCGAGCAAAUUCUCCCCGAUGGUCCAGACCAUCCCUUUGCAAACACCAUGCUGAGUCAUUUCGACAAACUGAAGACCCCCCUGAAGUCAGUCUUCACAUACCCCACUCUUGAAGCCCAGCGUCAUCGAUUUACCCGCUUAGGAUGGGAACAACUUGACGUGCAGAACCUCUGGCAGAUCUGGGCCAGCGACAAGUGGCUUUCGCCAGACAAGAGAAGAGAACUUGAUACGAUCGAGACUUUUGAUGAAUGGGAAGAGUUUGCUCUCUUUGCAGGACAUUAUUGUCUCGUCAUUGCGCGGAACGUGCCUGUCGAAACUGGCACGGACAACGUUAACACAGCUUCGCUGACAGAAGGCCAGGCGCCCGUGCUAUUCCCGGAAACAUCCUUCAGCGAGUAUAGCAGAACGCGUGGCCAGCGUCGGUUCGCAUCUGCGAUCAAGAUGAGGAAUCACUUGGGAGAACUAUGCUUUGCCAAUGCAUUUGGACUAGGCACCAACAGCCGUCUUAGGUCAUGCGACUUGUACAGUUCUGAAUCGACUAUCCCAGAUGUCGGGAUGCAGAUGGCUGGUCCCAAUAGUCGCAUGUGCCACGCUGUUGUAAACUUGGGAUUCUUCGGGAGCCUCUUGACCGGUGGCAGGGCUUCACCGACAACUGCUCUGCGGGAUUGCUGGCACUUCAGCACCGAGGCUAACACUUGGUCGAGGGUGCAUAACCUUCCGCUGCCUCUGUACCGGCACUCCGUGGCACAGCUUGGAAAUUCCAACAUGGUUCUACUGGUUGGGGGUAAGUCUGACUCGUCUACCAUCUUCGGCGGCUGUUUGCUGUAUCAGCCGGGCUCGGGAUGGCGCGAAUGUCGCGUAUCCGGGUCAGAAUACAACCCAGUGUUUGGUGCAAUGCUUGUCAGUUUCAAGGAGAACUACCUUGAUGCUGAUGGUGAGCCAUCCAUUACAAAUACUGUACGCUUUCACGGUGUCCUCGCGGGCGGGCUGCUACAAGAUGGCACAGUGGCUCAGCAGGUCCUGCGCUGGAGUCUACUUCUCGCGAAAGACGAGUGUCCCACGGUUUCCUUUGAACGUUUAUCAAGCCCAGAGCCUGACCUAGAGAAACAAAGGUCGGACACUACAUGGGGCCAAUCCCUGAGUCUGAUCAGUCGUUUCGGUGCAUCUGCACUUCUCCAUGAUUCACGAUCUAUCGUCGUAGUGGGUGGCAUCAUUCGCGACGGUAUUCUAUCACGAAACCAUGAGAUACUACUACUGGAAGUCUCGGGCCUUGAGCUGAAGGUUGUUGCCACUUGCUGUCUGGCUGACUCUCGCGCGCAGUCGACCAAACCUCGACCUCUUUUGGUGGGAACAUCAGCCGCCAUGACGGACAAUGCCCAGCUAGUUCUCAUGGGAGGCGGGGCCACGUGUUUCUCUAUGGGAACGUACUGGAACCAAGGUUGUUACUCUUUCGACUGUGAUCUUCAGUCUCUGGUGACCGGACGUGUGCCUCUACCCCCGCCCAUGAGCCAAUGGAAGUUUGGCAGGACUGUCGAGAUCGCGGAAAUGUCAAAAGCCCAGCACCUGUCGGGGUCUCAAGGAAGCCCUGAGCGUGCAACAAAUACGAAAAUACCCAGGCUCCGUAUCGCCAUGUCAGCUGAGUUUGUCGAGGUCGUGAAAGCUGGCAAACCAGUCGUAAUCGAAGGUUGUCCCCUGGGAACAUGCGUGGACAAGUGGACUACACAGUACCUCAAAGAUCAAGUCGGAUAUGACAGAAAGGUUGUGGUCCAUGAAGCUGGGAGCUCAACUAUGGAUUUCAACGCCAAGAACUUUGCCUACGUGACGAAAGCCUUCGGUCCCUUUAUGUCAGAGGUGGCAGGUGGCGGAAAGCUCUAUCUGCGUGCACUUUCGGAGGACCGACCGACUGCCCAACCUGCUUGUCUUGCGUCAGACUUUCCUCAGUUGGCAGACGAUUUUCAGCUGCCCGAAGAACUAUCCUUUGUCACGAAUAAUGCCUUCAGCUCCGUGCUCCGGAUAUCAGGGCCCGUCACAAUGUGGUUGCAUUACGAUGUCAUGGCAAACAUAUAUUGCCAGGUAUCAGGUUCCAAGCGGUUCGUCUUAUAUCCGCCAUCCGACGUCGACAAGCUUACGUUUGCGCCGGGGGCUUCCAGCUCGAGUGUCGAUGUUUUCUCGGAGCUGGAGUCACCAAGGCUGGCUUCAACACACCCUCACGAGGCUGUUCUGGGCCCGGGAGACAUCCUCUUCCUCCCACCAGUGUGGCUCCAUACCGCGGCACCACUGACUGAUCUAGGAGUUGCCGUCAAUGUCUUCUUCCGCAGCCUUGAGAGCGGUUACUCGCCCGGCAGAGACGUUUACGGCAAUCGCGAUGUUAUGGCGUAUGAAAAGAGCCGCCAGGAUAUCGCCCGCAUCGCGAGCUCGUUUAGCAAGAUACCGCCAGACAUGCGCGAGUUCUACAUCAGGCAAUUAGUGGGCGAGCUUGCACAGAAAAUUACUGAUUGA